This is a messenger RNA of Protopterus annectens (West African lungfish), 4386 nucleotides long. RefSeq names its product probable G-protein coupled receptor 139. Bases 497 to 1594 code for a protein of 365 amino acids. Gene Ontology annotation, cellular component: membrane. The transcript has 5 exons. NCBI's taxonomy places the organism in Eukaryota, Metazoa, Chordata, Ceratodontiformes, Protopteridae. The record is from RefSeq and is a predicted model, not a curated record. Gene Ontology annotation, molecular function: G protein-coupled receptor activity. Gene Ontology annotation, biological process: G protein-coupled receptor signaling pathway.
UGAGUGUUACUCAGUGUAGCCUUAGAGAGUGUAAUGAAACGCACAGUGUAAAGUGCCUUUCUACUCACUCUGAAGUAUGAGAAGAGGGAAGGACUCAGUCUGGAAGACAGUGAGAGAUGCAAGUGGAAGACACUUCCUUUUCUUUUGUAGGAAUUCAAUUUACAAAUAUGCCUUAUAUCUCGUUACUUCAAUGUAACCACUGAAAGAUUCAAGUCAGAGAAUGAAAGAUCAAAGAUCCAAGAAAUGUGUGAUGUGAUUUGCAAGGAAAGGCAACUCCUAAUGUGUCACCACAUGCAGUACAGUCAGUAAAGAGAAAUGGUUGCUGCUGCUGCAUUAAAUAGUUGUAUAAUCAAGUCACUCCUGUUGACAGGCUGAGUCUUAUGACUGGAAAUUCCUUAACAAAUAUGGCUGUCAAACGACUCUGUAAGCAGGAGAAUCAGUGUGAUAUAAUCCCUGCUUGAUUUUAAAACUAAACCUGGUGGUGUCACUGUACCGCAUGUGUCUUACUGGAAUUCCCAGUAGAAUGCCACGAUCAAAAGGUCUGUUUGUUGUGAUUCAGCAGAUAUACUAUCCUGCCCUCUGUGUGUUUGGACUCCCAGCAAACCUUUUCACAGCUUACAUGAUACAAUUUCAGAAAUGUGGAAUGUCAAAGACAGCUGGCAUCUACUUGACUUCCCUCGCAAUCAUGGACUUUUUUUGCUUGCUAUGGGGAGCAUUAAUAGAUCUUUCCCUGUACUGGCUGCAGGGCUAUACAUUCUGGAACAGAGAGCCCUGGUGUGGUUUACUCACUGUCAUGGAAUAUGGAGCCAUGUUUAGUUCUAUCUGGAUUAUUGUCGCAUUCACCAUAGAACGGUAUCUAGUCUUGCGAAGUACUCAUGCAAGGCAGCAACAUUCAGAAUCUGCCAUUACAGUGAAGAUCGUUUUUGGUGUCAUUGUGACAUCUCAUCUGAUUGGUGUGCCUUCCUUCUGGAUUAAUGAAGUACUUGUUGGCAAUUUUACAAGUGGAAAUGAAACCAAGGCAUUACCUCAGUGCACUUAUAAAGACGAUGCCUAUGCAACAGUCGUUGUUUGGUUACACACGUUCAUUCAAGGGGGGAUUCCAUUCAGUCUCAUCAUGGUUUUCAACUUUCUACUUGGAUAUGAGCUCCACAAAGCUGGCAAGAUGUUUACAAAAGAGCAAAAGAAAGCCAUGAAUGUCAUUGGCAGGAAGGGAGUGGUCACAAGGACAAUGUUGCUCCUCCUUACUGUUUCAUUUACAUUUGUUGCCUUGUGUCUGCCUAGAUUUGUGACUUAUUGUAUCCUUAGAACUAUCUAUAAUACUCCAAAUCAUGACCGAAAUGACUACAAACAGCUUAUCAAUGUAUUUGCAGAUAUUGGAAUCAUGUUGCAGUAUUUAAACUCGGCUAUUAACUUUCUUCUGUACUGUGUAGUCAGCAAACAAUUUCGAUUUGCAUUCUGGACUUUACUAAGUUGCAAGGGAAGAAUCAAACAGCGUAAGUCUUUAGCAUCCCAGCUAACUUCCAACAUAUUUGCUGUAAUUGAAAAGAAGUCAGAGCAGACAAAAGAGACCUCACUGCAUGAAACCUCUACCUAGUUCGCUGCUUGUUGAUAUUUUCUACUUCCCAUAUAUGUAUUAGCAUUAUUUUUGAAGGACAUUAAUGACUGACUUCUUCUGACUGAAAGAGAAGUUUAAGUCUUAAUCUUUGAAGGCAUUUUUAAUGUUUUUUGCUAUUAUUUAUUUUUAGUACUAGGUUCUUAGAUUUGGUGUUAACUCUCCAUCAGGCACGGAAUUUGAAAUACACUUGAAUCAGAAAUUUUGCUUUAGAGACUAGCCAGAGGUAAAUUUUAAGUAAUAUCCAAGAAAAACAAAAGAAAAUCCUGAAGCUUUUUGAGGUACGUAGUUAAGUAUUAGGUUAGCUGCCCUUGUGGGCCAUUUUAAGCCUAACCAAUUUCCCUUAAGGGUGGGAAUUAAACCCUGUACUUUGUGUGUGAGUGUGAGACAAACACCUUAACCAUUAUGCCAACCCUCAAACAGCUCCUCAUCCCAUAGAUAGUUCAAGUUUUACUGCCAUAUGAUUUUUGUGUAAGGAAUAAAUUCUUUCAAUUUUUUUCACUUGGUUUGUUCAAAGGCUAAAAAAUACAACUCUGCAUUCAAUAACAGGUCAAAUCAGUGAGGUAAAAAGGGGUGCAAUGAUGUACCUAAAGUGAGUAAACAUGACAUUUGGAACUAGACAAGCUAUAUAAUAUUCUUUUCUGAACUUCUUAGGUAGACACUGGUCAGAGUGUUAAUUGUCUUGUGUUAUUCUUAUGUCUUUAAUGAUGGCAUUUUUUUUGUUUAUUUGUUUAUUUUAUCAUUUACCUAGUAAUCAUAAUUUAUAUAAUUUUUACAAAGCCUCAUGUACCGUUUAUUGACAUUAAACAAGAAAACAUUACUAAUGUUCCAUUCAAGUGCUUGCUCUAGACUACCUGGAGGAGCACUAGCAUCUUUUAUUGACGUAAUUAUCUUACUCAGUUUGCAGUCGUCAGUACCAUAGUCCAUUUCCCAUUUUUACAUCUGAGAAGAAUUGUCCAAAAACAAAGUGCUUCUCAGUACCGAGAGGAUAUUGCUGGCAACCCCCACUGGGAUGGACAGAUAAGUCCUGCUCCAUGCCUUGCUGCAUUUUUUAACAAGUGCUUUAUUUAUCAUUUGAAGUAGGUAUGGAUAGGCAUUUAAUGUUUUUAAUUUAUGUUAAUUUUCCCCGUGGUAGAAUAGUUUCAAACACCUUAGCAAGGUGAAGCAGCAUGCACUGCCAGUCCCUCAUCAAGUGCUGCUGUUAUGUCUUCAAAGAAAUUAACAAUAGUCAAGGGUAUGCCAGACCAUUUCUAACGGAAGUAGACUCAUGUUUUAAAGAAAUGCAAACACGCAGUAACUGUUAACAGCAACUUGCUAUAUCUUCAUCUUCACGUAUACUGACUUCAGACACAUGUUCAUCCCCAUGUACAUAAUAUGGUAGGUCACUGUAUGAAAUGAAAAUUAAAAGAUGCACCCUUGGCUACAUAUUAAGUAAGUGCUAAUGUACUUGACUGAGGACCUUAGAUGGCUGUAUUAUACUUAUGUAAGUGUUUUAAAUAUACUGACAGCUGACCCAUUCCCAAUCUGUCCUAUAAAAUAUAGCUCGUGCUCAUAUAUAUUAGAAAAGAAAACCGAUUGCCUACAGAAGGUGGGUGAUUUGAUAUUUAGUUCGAUUAUAAACAGCAUCAUAUAAACCGGCUUCACUGAAUUCAUUGCUAGCUAGCUACAACCGUGUUUUUAUACACAUAGGAAUAAACUAGAUUAUGCAUAAUACAUUAUUAUUCUUAAGUGUGUUUUUUUUGUUUGAAUUAUUUGAUAGGAAAUCCACAAAUUCAACAUAUCUGGGAUGGCUAUAAACCUAACUCAGAUGUUAUUUAAUAUCAAUUCUACAUUAAACAAUGCAUUCAGAAAGCACAGACAAACUUACAAUAUUUUGCUUGCUUGUUGUUUAUUUGCUUGUUUAUUGGUUUGUUUUUAUCUCUUUUCAAAUACAUGACUAAAUGCCAGGUGAUAGGAAAUUCUCAUGAAUGGAUUUUAGAAUAAAUGUCUAGUGUUCUCCUUAUACAACAAUCAAUUUUGUAAUGCUGAAACAUUAAUUUUUAAAUGCAGUCUGUUUAAAUUUUUAUUUUCCUGACCCAUCACCUGCUUACUAUCAUUUGCAGUUCUAAACUACUGCAUUUAUUAAAAAAUGUGCUAAGUUUUGAAUUGGUGGUACUGUGUACUAAAAGUGAUGUGUGUAUUAAUUUGGUGAGCAAAGAAGAUAACAGCAAACAUUUUAUUGUGCAUUUAUGUCAGUACAUAAUUCAUAUUUAAUUGUUUACUGAAAGUCUAUCCAAGAAACAUGCAUGACACUGUUAGCUUCAGGAAUUUAAUAAAAUCAGCAGGAAAGGGAAGCAAGACAGUCCUUGAAGAUACGGAGAUUGGGGAUGGGAAGCAAAACAAAACAUUUAAAAAUAGAGUUCACUCGACAAAUGAUUAGAUACUUUGCAUGACAUUCUGAUAAAACAAGUGCUUGAUACACACAACUUUGCAUGGAAUCAAGACAUGAUUAUACCCGAAGCAGUCAUUAAUUCUUUCUGAGCAGGCAUGGGAAUGACAAGGCAUCACUUAAAUAUAUGAAUUUUAUUAUUAUUUUGGCUUCUUUUAUAAAUUCUAGCAUGUGAAGGUUUUGGAUAAUAAAAUACUGUUGUCUGUAUGCUUUGUCUUAAAUCAUACUCAUUGACUUAAAUACUUUGUACUGUUAUCAGUCAUAUACUCAUAGGCAGCCUACGGAAGAAUUGGAGCUAAUAAAGGUAAAUCAGAAAGUCUGGUAAUAAAGGUCUUGCCAACAUGAA